AUGAGGGCUCCAACCUCACCGCCGUCGCUCUCACCGCAGGAGAUCGCAGAGCUUCAACAAACCGAGAUCGAAGCCAUCGAGUCCAUUCUCGACCAAGACUUUUCGCGUGUCGAGCAGAAAGCAUGGAAGGGCGCCGCCACAUCCCAGCUUCACGAAUUCCAAGUCGUCCUUCGCCCGGAUGAAGAGCGCCUCAAGCCUCUCGUUUGCGCAUACGUGCUGUUCCGACUUCCCACCAAGUAUCCCUUCAUUGCGCCCACCAUCAUCAUCAAGCAGAACGAUGGCAGACACAAGGGUCUUUCAGCGAAGCAUCUCACUCAGCUCGGUGAAGAGCUCAAUCGCAAGGUCAAAGAGCUUCUCGGUGCCGAGAUGAUCUGGGAGCUCAUCAGCACUGGUCAGGAGUUCAUCAGCCUCAACAACGUCGUACCCAAAGAGGUCAGAGAUGGCGCACCUUCGCUCAGCUUGGAAGAGGAGAUGCAGAGGCGCGCAAAAGAACAAGAAGACCGCCAGGUCCAAGAAGAGCAGCAAGAACGACUGCGCAAACAACAGGCAGAGACAGAACGUGCCCAGCAGCUGUCCCAGCUGAUCCAAGAGGAGGCGAACAAGAAGGUGGCUCUGCUCAAAUUGGAGAAGGAUCGCAAGCGCGAGUCGGGCUAUUUCGGCCAGCAUGGCCCCUCGACUCCCGUCAAGGGUCUCGCUGCCUUCGCUGCGACCGCUUCGGCGACGAAGGCUGCCCUGGCCGCUACAGCUGCGACAUCGUCAGACGAGUCACGUCUCGAGACUCCUGUGCGUGCAGAUGGCUUCCAAUCCCUUGGCUCGCUAUGGCCGUUUCGCUCACCCGCAGGCCCCGGCGCACCCAACGCGCCAUCCACAUCCCGCUACCUCUCCGACUUUGAAGAAGUCGAAUUCCUUGGCAAAGGAGCUUUCGGCAGUGUCGUCAAAGCUCGCAACCGUCUCGAUGGCCGCUUUUACGCUGUCAAGAAGAUCAAGUUGUCAAGCUCGCCAGAUGAAGAUGAGAGGACGUUGCGCGAGAUCAGUGCCCUAAGCCGUCUCGAUCAUCCUCACAUUGUGCGCUAUUCCACUUGCUGGAUCGAGGAGACGCACAUCCCCGUGGGCGGCCUGGCCGGAAGCGACACGGACGGCUUCACCUCGGGUCGCACCCUCGAGACCAACACCACCACCAGCAAGACGCAUGCAUCCGGGCCAAGUCUGUCCAUGUCUGCGUUUGGCAACGGCUUUUCCCGUCUCGCGAAUGCAAGCCGACCCAAGAAUGGCCGCGACGAUUCUUUCCGCGCUACACCCGACUUUGAUGACGACGACGAUGCCUUUGCAUCUGGAGCCAACUCUUCUAAUCUCACUGGCAGCUUCGCCGACAUCCGCUUUGCGGACGACGAUGAUGACAGUAUCGAUCAGCGCAACAAUGGCGCGUCCUCGCGCGGCAAUCUUGCGGCCUCGUUCCAUGGCGGACUUCUCGCCCUUCGUACGCCUUCCGACGGAAGCGAUGACGACAGUGACGCAUCAGCUGAACAGGACGACGAUGAUGUUUCGGAAGAAUCAAGCUCAGAGGACGAACUCGGUGCCGACGAUUUCAGUCGGAUUCGUCUUUCAUCACGCAGAGCAUCUCGCACUGGUCGCUCAGUGUCGAGAGGCGUGAGUGUGGCACCGCCUGCUGGAAGUCAUCCUGUCCAGCGUGUCCUCUAUAUCCAGAUGGAGUUCGUCGAGAACCGGACGCUGCUGGAGGCGAUCGAGAAGGGACUGACCGAGGACGAAGCUUGGCGCAUCUUGCGUCAGAUGGUCGAAGCGCUCGCUCACAUCAGCAGCCUUGGCAUCAUACAUCGUGAUCUCAAGCCAUCCAACGUCCUCAUGUACUCCAACGGCGACGUCAAGAUUGGUGAUUUCGGCCUUGCCACCAAUGCUCUGCAGAUCGCUGACGGCAACCCUGGCAACACCGAAGUCACCGCCGACUUGGCCGAAAGCUCGGAUCUGACAGGUGAUCUUGGCACCUUCCUGUACACCUCUCCAGAGCUUCGAGCCAAAGGUGGCGUCAAGUACAACUUCAAAGUCGACGUCUAUUCGCUUGGAAUCAUCUUUUUCGAGAUGCUGGCCAGCCAGCGUGUCUAUCGAACCGGCAUGGAGCGCAUUCUGUUGAUCAGAGAGCUGCGGGACCGAGAAGUCGUGCUCCCAGCGUCGUGGCCACACAGCAAGCUCGAGAAGCAGACCGCGCUUAUCCGGCAGAUGCUCGAUCACGAUCCCGAUCGCAGACCCUCCCCUCUCGAAAUCCUGAAGAGCGAUCUGCUCCCGCCCAAGAUGGAAGACGAGUACAUCGAAGAAUGCCUGCGACUCAUGGCAAACCCGACCAGUGCUUACAACCAUCAGCUCAUGGACGCUCUCUUCGGCCGUACUGCUGUCGAUCUCGUCCGCGACUUUACCUUCGACACCGGAGCUGAAACUGAUCAAGAUACGUCGUUGACCACCGUGGUGUGCGAUGUCAUUCGGAACGCGGCUCGCCGGCACGGUGCUGUCGAGUUCACUGCGCCCCUCCUUCUCCCGCCAAAUGGCCUCUACUCAUCGAACGAAAAGGUCGUGCAAAUGCUGGACCGAACCGGACGAGUCGUGCAUCUACCCUACGAUCUGACCGUCCCCUUUGCGCGCGUCUUUGCUCGGAGCAGCAACCAGAGAUUCAAACGGUACGAGAUCAGCAACGUCUACCGCGAGAACAUUGUCGCUGGUGGUCAGCCUCGUGCGGUGCUGGCCGCUUCUUUCGACAUUGUUUCGCCCGAAAAGUCGGCAGCGGCGGAAGCCGAGGCUCUCGCUUUCGUCGAGAAAGUGCUGGACGAGAUCCCCGGAGUCGCGAGCGAGAAUUGGGUGAUUCACAUCAAUCACGAGGCGAUCCUUUCGAUGAUCCUCGAACGCGUUCCUGCCAAGCAUCGCACGGCUGUAAUCGGUGUUGUUGCGCUGCUAGCCGGAUCGAAGACGAUACAAAGUGCACGAACCUAUCUGUCGCAGCUCGGCCUGUCUCCGUCGACCAUCGAAGAGCUCGAAGCGUUCAACCUGAACGAUGAAGUUGCGGCUGUACACUCUCGACUCGAACGGCUCUUCUCCCCAGAUCAGCGGAACAGGUUGGCAAAAGCAGUCUCGCAGAUCUCCGACGUGGUGGCCACAGCGCGCUUCUUCGGUGUACAGCGACCGUUCGUCUUCUCGCCACUGCUGGCACAGUCGAGCACCUUGUACAAGGGCGGUGUGCUGUUCACGAUAGUAAGAGCGGGCAAGCGGCGAGAUGUCGUCGCCGCCGGUGGGCGCUACGAUGCGCUGCUCAAGCGCUUCGCCAACCCAACGGCGUCAUCAGCGCCCUUGCACGGAGUCGGCGUCCAAAUCGCUGUUGGCAAGCUGACACUCGGCCUCGCCAAGUACCAAGAGACGCAAGUGCCGAAGCUCCUUUCCAGGACCGAGGAGGAACGCAGCUUCGGGCUGUACACGCCGAGGAGGUGCGACGUCUAUGUGGCCUCAACGCCCGGCUUGCUCGAGACGCGGAUGGAGAUCUGCCGCGAGCUGUGGGCGCACAACAUUGCAGCGGAUCUCCAGUACGAGCAUGCAACGUACGACUCGCCAGAAGCAGCCGCAGCAACCUGUCGGGCCGAGGGAAUCCUCUUGCUCGUCUUUGCCAAGCCCAGGUCGCCCGUUCUGAAGGUCAAGGUGGUCUUGCAACGCGCCGAGUACGAAGUGCCACGUAAUGAGCUGGUCGCUUUCGUGCAGGAUCGCAUCGCCAAGCAAAGAAGCGUCGAUGUCCAAGUCGCAAGCUCGGCAGGAACCAGUGCCUUUGCAAACCGCUUCGGUCCGGCUGGUCUGGAUGCGGCCACGAUGCGCGCGACAGCUGGCGCUCCGGGAACACCAGUGAUGGGCGGACACCAUCACCAUCACCCUCACGCAGCCUUCUCGCGUACCUACAGUGGUCACGAUGUUAUGCCAUCCGCGACGAUUGCUGUUCGAGAACGCGAGAUGGUGCUUCCAGAGAGGCCUAUUCACCCCAGCAAGAAAGGCGAUAAGAGCCAGAACAACCGUCAGAAACCAUCAUCACGCCAGCUGGUAUUGGACAAAGCGUCUAGGCAGGUGUCGAAGUUUGCUGAUCAGCUACAGUCGGGCAACGUGCCGAUCCUCGCCGUCGACUUCACCGGUGCCACCUUCGACCGGCUAGCUGCAGCACUUACGGCGUGUCUCGGGAGUCAGAGCGAGGACACGGGCAGCGGCACGACCGCCUCCGAAGACGAAAUGCUCUUCCGCGCUUUCCUCGAGCCCCUCUCCGCCGACGAGAGGGAGUAUGCGCGAUUGAUCAAGUCGAGGGCGGUGGAUUUCGCCUUCCCAGACGCGGGCAACUCGGCGGCAAACGUGGUGGGUUGCGGAAGGGUGUUCUUGUAUUCACUCAGGGAGGACAAGUUUGCGCUGGUCGGGUGUGGGAGGUAG
Messenger RNA from Kalmanozyma brasiliensis GHG001, 4455 nucleotides. Its product is annotated as Protein kinase domain protein. Bases 1 to 4455 code for a protein of 1484 amino acids. Gene Ontology annotation, cellular component: cytosol. The transcript has a single exon. Gene Ontology annotation, molecular function: ATP binding; eukaryotic translation initiation factor 2alpha kinase activity; protein binding. NCBI's taxonomy places the organism in Eukaryota, Fungi, Basidiomycota, Ustilaginomycetes, Ustilaginales. Gene Ontology annotation, biological process: DNA damage checkpoint signaling; regulation of translational initiation by eIF2 alpha phosphorylation. The record is from RefSeq and is a predicted model, not a curated record.